Molecule: messenger RNA, 4606 nt
Organism: Cloeon dipterum
Lineage: Eukaryota; Metazoa; Arthropoda; Insecta; Ephemeroptera; Baetidae
Exons: 25
Coding region: 170-4183 (1337 amino acids)
Biological process (GO): microtubule anchoring at centrosome; protein localization to centrosome; centrosome cycle
Cellular component (GO): centriolar satellite; ciliary basal body; centriole
Source: RefSeq, a predicted model, not a curated record
UGAGAUGAGAACGCCCCUUUUGGUGUCAUAUUGCCUGCCAUGCACCGAAAUUAAAUUAAACAACGCCGAUUAUCUUCAUGUUGUGGCGAACGUAGAGCAAGUCGACUCGUCUGACAUCUGCAUUCUGAGACAUCAGAAGUUCGACAAGUUGUUUCGACGCUGAGUAAUUAUGUCCAAAGCGACGGGAACCGUGCCGAAAGCCAAAAAGCGGCCGAACCCAUCGGCACAGUUCAAUAACGACGAACAACCGCCGUCGCUUUGGCCCCCAGUGAACAAUUUACAGUCCACUGACUGGCAUGCAGCACGGCAGAGCAACAGCCAGAGGGACCCACCCCCAGCUGCAGAGUUUACCGAGCAAUUUGCUGCAUUUUUAGCUUCAGAAGGAGCUAGUGGAUCACGUGGAACAAGGCAAAGUAUUCAGCACAUGACCACUACAGGAUCUCAAUCAUUUCCAAGAGGCAGAGAGCACCAGAGCCCUACUGAUAUGGAUGGAGAUACUCGAACCAAUGGAAUUGACCACCAACAGAGGUAUCCUGAGGGAGGAGCUCAUGCUCUGCUUGAUGCCACCAAAAACAACAUCGCACGAAUUCCUGAUCGCAACCAAGUCUUGAGCCGACUGAAUCAAAUCCGUGACUAUGUGAAGCAAACCUCAGCAUUGAUGGAUUCCCUGAACGGAUCUACAGAUUCGAGUCAUCUAGCUCAGACUGUUCGCUUAAGUCGAAUGCAAUCAGAAUUGCAAGAAAGUGAGAGGAAGCUUGUUCAGAUGCUAGCUGUCAUUCCUCCAAAUGAUGAGGGCACAACCAAUGGUAAUGCAUCUCCACUGGGUUUCUCAAGUGGAGCGAUUCCCAAAGCCAGGGAUCAGAAUCAGUUGGUUGUCAACCAGCAACAGUCAAGGAGACGUGUGUCCUCGUCAGAAGAGAGAUCUCCAGGCCCAGGACCAACCCCUGCUCAGUACGCGAAACAUCAGGAACUAAAACUGAAAGUGGAGGAAAGUCAAAAAAAGCUUCAAGCUUUAGUGCAGCACCAAGCAGCUCUGAUAUCUCUCCAAGAGAAGGCACAGCAGCAGUUAAGGGAUCCCAAGUCUCUAUCUCAGGAGUUUCUCCGAAACUGGACUGACAGAGCUGACAGCCUUACUGGCCAAUUCCAAGACAUGUCGACAACUGACGCCGUCAGUUUGUUGGGAGACCACGACAAGGAGCUGGAUGCAGAGUUCAUGGCGAUUCAAGAAAGACUUCAAGAAAUCCAUGACCGGAAGAGAACAGUGGAUAGACUGAAUAGGGAUAUGCAGACCCUGCAACUCUCCCCGAGAGAGAACCAUCUGUCAACCAGUUCUGAUGAAGAGGAAGUGGAGCAGGUCACAGCCUCAUUUGUGGAUGUGGAUGCUAAGGUUGAGGAAUUGAACAAUAUGAAAGCUAGACUCGCAAACCUGCAAUCCCUAGUGGCCGCUAUUAACCGUGGAGAAAUGCCAUAUGACUCAAUAAAGACUGCAUUGGCAAGCCAGGAAUCUGAGCCAAGGCGUGAUCAUUCGUCUAGAUCAUCCUCUUCAAAGCCAGACAACACAUUUAGGAAUUCAGACACUCUUCCCAAAUCCAUUGAUGACCAGACUCUGGAGAUUCGACACAAGGCUCAGCAAUUAGACAAGGCCAAGCAGAAACUACAACAGCUGAAAGAGAUUCUCAGUGCAGCAGGACUUGCGGAGGAUGAUCUUGAUGAAGAGGAAUCGGUGAAUAGUUAUUCUAGCACUGGGAGGAAUGCCGAUCAACAAAUACCCAAUCAAGAACUGGAGCAACUGAUGAGGACGUACUUGCAACAGCCCAAGGCUGAAACUACUCCCAGUCCAUCAGUGCCUCAAAGAAAAAACAAGAAUAUCAAGCAGGAUUUAGUGAACAUUGUGCAUGAUCCAACUGGAAGCAGCCAGAAAGCUUACAUGCAAGCCAAGCGCCAAGAACUGGAAGAAAUGAUGCGUAAGGAUCAGGGUCAGAGUUCAUCUUUAAAUCAGGACACUUGCAACGCAUCAGGCAUUACUGUCUCUGACACUGGGGCAACUUGGGGAGGCAGCAUGCUCUCCUCCGUCCAACCUCAAUCUGAGCAGCAACAGAGCAUAAACUGCUCAAGCGAUGAGUUUUUCUGGGAAACUGAUUUGAUGGGUGCCAAUGGGCCAACCACGCAUCCACUGUACAGCUUGGCUGCAACCACUAUGCGUCAAGUGCAAAACUCUCAGAAAAGUCCAGCUGCAAACAAAAAUCCUAUCUGGCCUGAACCUCCUUUGGAGUCGUCAACGCCAAUAUAUGACGUUCCUCCUCGUUCUGGCAGCAGCACUGCCACUCCUCGUCCUAUGGGGGAUGAAGCAUCACCUCAUGCUCAGUGGUGGCUUUUGCAGCAACAACUUGAAGCUUCAAAUGCAACAUGCCAGAACAUGAUGCAGCAGUGGCAGUGGGGCUCUCCUUCCCCUGAAAGUUGGUGGAUGUCUAGCCCGAUUGCUUCGCAAAUGAUGACAACAUUGAGCCAGUGCUGCCAAAUGCUGUGGAUGCAGCAGAGGGAGAUUAUGAACUUACAUGCCACCCUGCAGUCGAUGCAAGAUAGGAUGGUGUGCAACGAGCAAAAUUUGAGUGCCAAUUUCCAGCCACCUCCAUUCAACAAUUCUGCUGAGGUGAACGCAUCUGCUUCCGUCACUGGGGCCCAUUCGCUGCCAAAUCUGUGUGAGGGGCUUCCUCAGUUCAUGAUUCCGCCCAGCGCCCACUUUCCGUGGCCCCCGACCCAAACCCCAAAUAACGCUUCAGCUCUGCCCACUUUGAUCCGACAUGGCCCCCAAGUUACCCUCAACAACCAAGUUCCUCCAGGCGUCAGAGCCAACAAUUAUUGGGACAAUUUUCGAAGCUAUUCUCGUCAGAAUCUACUGUCAACCAACACGAAAGUGAAUGAUGGUCAGAUCCAGCAUCCCAGCCCUUUGACAGACAGAUCUCAUAACUCACUCAGAAACAAUGGAGAGAGCCAACCCUUGCCUUCUAGGAGCUCAGGUCAGCAGCCAAGGAAGCAAAAGCUUAAUUCAGAGAGGCCACCUGUUCCUUCUCAGCAAGCUCCACUAAUCCAAUCACAUUCUUUAAGUGGAAACUUGCCUGCUGAGCAACUGUUUUCUGAGCUCGCCUCGUUGGUUGCCCAGAACCAAAGUCACCCUGAAUUUCUGCCUCAGCUGUUCAGAGAACUCAAGACUCUGAGGUGCACUUCUGACUGCCAAAGGGUAUUGAACAGCAUAAGAGAAAUUGGCAGACAGGAUGAGUUGCUGCGCUCUGAAGAAGCUAGUAACAAUCGAUCUGAAACGCCAGAAGGUGCCGCUGCUUUGCCAUUCAAAUCACCACAGCGGCAGGUCAAUGAGAACCAGGUUGACACUAAAAUCCAGAGUCUGCUGCUGCAGCUAAUGCCAUUUUUGAAGAGCAAGCGCGAUGACUGCUGCACUCCUUUACUCCUCGAUUUUAUCAUACAGAGAACUUUGAGCCAUGUUACUAUUACUCAGCAACCAGCACUCAACUCGUUUGUGCACGGACAACUCCAAGGACGGCUCGCAGACGCUCUUGCUAAAUUCCAAGGCUGUUGGUUGCGAGAUGUUGGAGAAGAAAUGCUGGCCACCGUUGCUGAAGUUCUCUUGAAGGAACUGGCGUUCUUUAAACUUUUUGAGAACGUUGUUGAUCAAGGGGGAUCGGCCACGUUGUUUGCCAACGCUCAGAAUGACGCUCAGACCAUUAACUCUGAUGCACUCCUGCAAGACGAGCAGGUUGAAUCAAGUGACUCCGAAAUGGGCGAAGCGGCGGCUCCUCCGACGCCCCCACAGCGUAACUGCUGGCUGCCCCCCAGCUUGAGGGAGGCCACCAAGGUUGCCAUGGAGGCUAAGACGGAGACUGUGGAGGUUGACUUGUGUGAUGGAGACUUGGCUGAAGCAGACCAGAGCCACGAGGUAGCUGUGCAGGAGCCAGAUGGCAGAGGAAGUCAAGCAGAGGGGACUGAUACACCUGAUAUGGGCAGGCAACUGGACAGUUUGGAGACAAUCAACCUGUCAGUAGAGCAACCACCAACUGCAAAUGAUGAAGUUUGGCAGGUGGAGCAGGACCGAGAGCUGGACCAAGUGCCAUCAAGAUUAGAGCCUGGAGAGACUUCCCAGCUGCCUGGACCUCCAUCAGGUCAACCUUAAAACUCAUGAAUACUCUAAUUUUUUAAAAUUUAAUUUCAGCAUGAAAGUAUUUGGUCAUAUAUUUAUGUUCAGUCAAUAGGCGGACCCCUUGUUAACAUUUUAUUGGCAGCUAGCCCUUAAAACUAGUAAAUUAGUUCCUGCCAAGAGUGGACUGACCGCCAUCCCUCUAAAAGUAUUCAUGCUAAAAUGCUUUGAGACUUUCUGAUAGCUUACAGCAAAUUCUAAAGAUAAUUCUAAAAUAUUUAUAACAAGCUUUUCAUAUUAUAACAGCAUGAGGAAAUGAUAAGUUCUGAUGGUGAAAUUUUAACACUAAAAUUUGUCAGAAUUUUGCUUGGAGCUUAUUUUAUGAUAUCUCUGACAGCUUGAAAUAUUAAAUACAGGAAUUACUGAAAUGUAAUAAAACUUGAAUAUUUUAGCCCAAAA